Molecule: messenger RNA, 1917 nt
Organism: Penicillium riverlandense
Lineage: Eukaryota; Fungi; Ascomycota; Eurotiomycetes; Eurotiales; Aspergillaceae
Product: acetyl-CoA synthetase-like protein
Exons: 7
Coding region: 1-1917 (638 amino acids)
Molecular function (GO): long-chain fatty acid-CoA ligase activity; long-chain fatty acid transmembrane transporter activity
Source: RefSeq, a predicted model, not a curated record
AUGCUAACAAGUACAAAAGCGAUAGCAACAGCUGGAUUGACGGCGGGGUUGGCGUACCUGAAUGCCAAACUAGGCAUUGCAGAUGACCUAAAUCAACUGUACUGUGAAUGGAAGGGAAAUAGAGCGAAUGACCUUGCAGGCAAAACUGGGCGCGUGUCCCCUUGGUAUCAUUUCCAAGACCAAGUGAAUAGAAUGCCGGACGAUGAGAUCUGUAUUUGGACAUCAGAAAUCCAGUAUACAUGGAAGGAAACAUAUCAGAAUGCAUGCCGAUAUGCUCAAAUGUUGCUCGAUUAUGGCGUUCGACCAAAUGAAUUGGUCUCAGCAUACAUGAUCAAUAGGCCAGAGCUCAUGUUCCUUGCCCUUGGGGCAUGGGCAAUCGGUGCGGCACCUGCCAAUAUUAACUACAACCUGAGCGGAGCUGGUCUUGUACAUUGUUUGAAGAUAAGCCAUGCUAAGUUUCUCCUUGUGGAUGGCGAGAGGGACUGUGUCUGGCGAGUUGAAGAAGUGAAGAACAAACAACAAGACAUUUUGAAAAUGGAACCUAUCAGUGUGGAUCACAGAUUAGCAUCAGCAGCAUCUCUGGACUCCACUUUGUUCUUGCAAUAUACGAGUGGAUCGACCGGGUACCCGAAGUCUAUCCCUUUCAGGAAUCGAAGGGGAUCUAUGCUGAUAUAUGGCGGCAUGAAAACAACCAUGGGCCUUAAACCUGGCCCCCGGGGGGACAAGUGGUAUGUUCCGAUGCCUCUGUAUCAUGGCACAGGAUUUGUGAUUGCCAUCGCUUGUAUGGUCAACGGGUUCACUCUAUGUUUAAGCCGAAAGUUCAGUGUGUCACAUUUCUGGCCUGAGAUUCGGGAAUCAGGAGCCACUGCAUUCGUGUAUGUUGGUGAGGCCGCUCGGUAUCUUCUCACAAACCCUGCCACCAAGGAGGACAAACAGCACAAUAUUCGCUUGAUGUGGGGUAAUGGCAUGAGACCAGACGUCUGGAGUCGAUUUGUCGACCGAUUUGGCAUAGAGACAGUUGUGGAGUUCUUCAACAGCUCCGAGGCGAUGUUGGCACUAGAAAACCGAUGUUGUGGCCCAUACAGACAAUUCGCAGUUGGAUAUCAGGGUGCCAUCCGUCGUUUCCUGUCACGUAACUCUUACACUCCAGUGAAAACCAAUAUUGAGACUGGUGAGCUAUGGAGAGACCCUCGAACUGGGUUUGCCAGAAGCUUGCCAUGGGAUGUUGGGGGAGAGAUUCUGGUGAGAUGCAAGACUGAAGAUGACUUCGUUGGUUACUAUUUGAACACUGAAGCAUCAAACAAGCAGUUUGAGCGCAAUGUGUUUAAGCGAGGGGAUCUAUAUUAUCGCACUGGAGAUGCUUUGAGACGCACACAAGAUGGAAGAUGGUUCUUCUUAGACCGGAUGGGGGAUACAUACCGUUGGAUGAGCGAAAACGUUUCCACAGCUGAAGUUGCUCAAGUAUUGGGCCAAUUUCCUGGCGUCGUGGAAGCCACCGUCUACGGUGUACAUGUACCUGGGUACGAUGGCCGGGCAGGAUGCGCUGCACUUCUACUUGCUUCCGAGCUUCAAGAUGACGGCCUUGACUGGACGGCAUUUUUGCAUCAUGCUCGGUCGAGAUUGCCUAAAUACGCUGUGCCGGUGUUUCUACGCCUGCUUUCCAGUCCAUCCUUAACUGGAAAUGGAAAGCCGAACAAAGCACCAUUGAAACGUCAAGGUAUAGAUCUGAAAGAGAUUAUGGCAGAUGCUCAGGCAGAGGAAAAGCUUUCGGAUAGGAUGCUCUGGCUUCCCCAAAGUCUUGAUUCAUCAAGAAAGCAUGGGUCCCAAGUUCUGAAUAAUCAGAAGCAGAGUUAUGUUACCUACAAUAUGGGUGAUUGGGACAUGCUCGAACAGAAUCAGCGAGGAGAAAGGAUUUGA